Schizophyllum commune H4-8 is the source of this 488-nucleotide messenger RNA. RefSeq lists its product as uncharacterized. The annotation marks the transcript as partial. The transcript is spliced from 2 exons. The record is from RefSeq and is a predicted model, not a curated record. NCBI's taxonomy places the organism in Eukaryota, Fungi, Basidiomycota, Agaricomycetes, Agaricales, Schizophyllaceae.
AUGGAGUCUGGCGUCUGUCCCGACAUGCCCGCGGAGAUGACUAACGCCAUAGUCGAGCAGUGCGAUCGGCCGACUCUCUUCGCUCUCAUGAAUACUGCGUCUACCCUCCGAUUUUUCGCGCGAAGGAUCUUCUUCCAGCGGGUGACCGUACGCUCGAAGGAGGAUGCAAGCAGACUGCUAGAUCAACAGGACAUUCACUCCUUCGUUAAGGAGCUGCGGAUGUUCUCGUGCUUGACCCCACUGCGCACGCCGGUGCUGGUAAAUGUCGAUACGGUCCGCCUACGACUUGGGACGACGUCGGAAUCCAGGACGGAUACGUGCGUCCCGAGGUUCUUGAACCGGUUCCCAAACUUGCGGCAUCUCGAAAUCUCCGCGGGCUUCACCACCGUUGAGGCGUUGGAUCUCACCCUUCGGGGGGUUGCGUCUGACCUGCACAGCUUGCGUCUCCAGUUCGUCGUCAAGGCACCCAAGGGUCCUCCACCUGUGCA